AAAGAUCUUUAUUAUCUUCAGUGCCUGUGAUUGUUUGUUUCUGAUCAGCUGUUUACUAUUGUGUUGAUAUGAUACAGACGUGGUGGUGUUUGAACUGCAUACAUGUUUUGGAUCGAGAAUUGUCUGUGAAAUAUUAUACGUGACAGCAUCUUAUGUGGAAAGCAAGAGCUUCAUUAAAGAAAUGUGUAGACAGCUGUUUGAAUGUAACUAUCUCGUUCACCGACAGUGAAAAUGUUGUGACACGUAAUGAACGCGAACGAACAUUAUCGCGGGAUUUACAUGAAAUACGUUUCGUGUUCGUUCAAUGCAAAGGAUGAUACAGAGGGUUACUGUCGGAAGAGUGCUAUUAUUUGGCGCUUUGCUGAGUUUUGUUAUUUUUGUACUUCUUUUUGAGUCUCAAAUUCUACAAGUGAGAGAGAGUACUAAGGAUUUAGAAUAUCUUGUAGCAAGUCUUCACCAAAGAAAUGUUGAGAAUCAUCGAAUUUUCGACAAUAGACCAGAAGAGUCAAUGCUUACGGACAUGGUCAUUAUUUAUAACCGUGUACCGAAAACAGCUUCAACCAGUUUUGUUGGCGUAGCAUACGAGCUUUGUAAACAAAAUGGAUUUCAUGUUCUUCAUAUUAACAUUACAGCUAAUAUGCAUGUACUGACGUUGGCAAAUCAGUUGCAGUUUGUACAAAAUAUUUCAUACUGGAAUAGUAUAAAGCCAGCAUUUUAUCAUGGUCACAUGGCCUUUUUAGAUUUUGGAAGGUUUGGAGUUUCACAGCGUCCGCUAUAUAUUAAUCUGAUCCGGAAGCCACUGGAUAGGCUUGUUUCAUAUUAUUACUUCCUUCGCUAUGGAGAUGAUUUUCGACCGCACCUAGUGCGCAGAAAACAUGGUGACAAAAAGACAUUUGAUGAAUGUGUGCAGUUAAACCAACCGGAUUGUGAUCCUGAUAAUAUGUGGCUCCAGAUUCCAUUCUUCUGUGGGCAUGCAGCACCGUGUUGGAUUCCAGGAAAUGAGUGGGCCCUUGAAGAAGCAAAAAGAAAUCUUAUCAAUCACUAUUUCUUAGUUGGAGUCACUGAAGAACUGGCAGAUUUUGUGAGGAUAUUGGAGGCGGCACUUCCUAACUUUUUCCGUGGUGCAGCUGCUCAUUUUGAAACCAGUAAGAAAUCCCAUUUAAGAAAAACUGCACAGAAAAUAGAACCAUCUGAAGAGACAGUAUCAAUUAUAAAACAGUCAAAAAUAUGGAAGAUGGAAAAUGAGCUUUAUGAGUUUGCUUUGGAGCAGUUCCACUAUAUAAAAAAGAAAAUACUGGCAAUUAAGGAUAGUUCAAACUCUGAGAAAGUGCAGCAGUUUACUUAUGAAAAAAUACGUCCAAAAUGAAGGUCAUAUGACUACAUUGCUGACUUUGGAAGUGCAACAAAUCGGUACAUCCGUCUUGAUUCCCAAGAAAGUGUUCAAUGGUUGUUUAUCGAACCAAAGUAUAACUUUUCAACAUGCCAACUUCUAAAAGGCAACAGUAUUAAUCUAUACCUACAGAACUUUGCCUUUCUUACAUCCGUUAAUGUUAUAAUUAUGAUUUAUUGCUACAGUUUCGUUAUGCCUGUUAAGGGAAAAUCGAACAUUAAUAAUGGAUUGUGUAGGUAUAUCAGUUAUUAUAUACCUUGGCAGUAAGACAUUACAUGUGUUUCUAGUCCCUCACAACAAAUAUUUGAGGUUAAAUCUUGCCAGCAACGUGGUCUGGUGGAACAGACAUGGCAGUUGUAGAAAUGGAGUAAUGGUCCCACACUUUACAACUGUCUGUAGCAUUCCUUCUGCAGUUAUAAACACAGAACUAAAGAGAUUAUUUUUGUUGUACUGAAUUAGCCAAAAGAACCUUGUACACAGUUUUUCAAAGCAUCUGUUUUCCUUUUAUAUGUGUGUGUGUGUGUGUGUGUGUGUGUGAGAGAGAGAGAGAGAGUGAGAGAGAGAGAGAGAGAGAGAGAGGGGGGGGGGGGGGGGAAGGAGGUCAAAUUGAUAAGUUACAAUUGUAAAAUGUGUUUCCAUAAUUGCUCCAUGGGGGAAAGCCAUCACAUUUUUUUUUUUUUCAAUGUUUGACACUCAAAGACUGAAAUAUUUAACUGAUUGAAUGUAACAUCAUUUGCUGUUAAAGUAGCAGUAAAGAAUUAACUUGAUAUAUAUAUUUUAAAUUAAUAUUUUGACAGAUAUGUGUAAGAUGAUGAAAAAUGCUGAUGGAUUUUUAUUAGAAGAUUUUCUCUCCUCAUUUGCUAGUCAUUUUCAGCUGCAUUUGAAUGAUAUUGUUCCUUAACUAUGGUGUAAGGAAAAGGCAAACACUACCCUGUACUUAUCUUGUCUUCCACUGAAGGGUAAUAGCUUUGUUAUGGCAGUGAUUAUAUGAAUUUCACAAUGUAUCACCGAUUUUUAUUAUAGAAGGAAUCAUAACUGUUUGUUACAAAUUUUGAUAUUUGUAGGAAAAUGUAUACAGUAAACGGACUUUUGUGAGAGUGAUUUUACUUUUUGAUAGCCAUUUGCUUUCUUCUCAUGGAUUUUAUGCAGAUCUCUACUUCGUAGAAGUUUUAAAGCAGGCCUGUAAAAAAACUUUGUUUGGUUGUGCUCCUCGGGAUCUCCAUAGUGUACAUUCUUAGUUACUGGUUACAGAACAUUUCUGGCAGUGAUAAAAUUUUAGAAAUUCAAGCAUUAAAAUAAUGAAGUCUGAUGCAUCUGUUAUUUGUGGAACAAUGUGUAAUACAUCAUGUUUCUAAAUGAAAUGAAACUGUUCAGUGUAUAAAAUAAUUAGGAACAAAAGCACUGAGCACAGGAGAGGUCCAGGACAAGUUUAAGUACCUACCAACAUGUUUCUGAAACAGAUAUUUUACCAAGAAUAUUCAGCUGCAUUAAACUGGCUGCAAUUAUAUGUUAAGAAAAGAACACAAUUUUCUGUCAGGCAGUACCAAGUAUAGGCAUCAUCCUGUUAUGACAUAAUCCCAGGAAUGUAAUGCAUUAAAAAAAUCUUUUGACAUUGAUUGAUGAAAAUUUCCUUAAUAGGAUGGUGGAAGUACAUAAUGGAACUGGAAACAUAAAUAAUCCUCUAGUAUAGUGUGACAUUGAUACUUAAAUCUCCUUACCGUUGUUUGUAAUGAUUUCGAACCAUCUGCAACCAGUAUGAUUUGGUAAAUUAAUCUCAUUCAUUAAGAUGACCUGUCAGCACUCCAUGUUCCAGGUCAUUGUUCAGAUAUCCAUUGUAUUCAGAUAUAUUGUUGACAUUUGUCUUCACUUGAUACCAUAUUACAGAUGACAGAUAUUCGAGGCAUUUGGUACUAAAACAUUGCAGAAACUGACCGUUCUAUGUUGGUCUAUUGGACCCUUGCUGGUGGGUUUCCUGAACCUUUUUAACAUAGAUAUUCAUCUGUGUAACAAGUGUUCAUCUCAGUAACAAGUCAAUCUAUGCAUGGAGACUUUGUUCUUCCAUACUAAAAUUUUAUCUUUUGUACCCUUAAGAUGACAUGGACAUGUCAGUAUGUUGAGGAGAUCAUGUCCCAGUGUAGGAACCACCUCAAAUGCGAUCAGAUUGAAAUUUGAAUCAAAAUAGUAAUGCGAAUUUGCACAGUACUCUGUUUAUGAGCAAGUCAAUUACUUAAUUAUUUACCCCAUUUUAUUUCUGCAAGCUGCUACUGUUCCCUUGCCCCCCCCCCCCCCCCUGCCCCGAACUAUUUUUGUUGCUUUUGCCCAGCCCAUGGCCAACAAAUUCACCAAGGAAGGAAAGAAAAUUUUGGUUCAAAAUCUUGUCAGCUGUGAAGACCUUAGAAACAUGUACAAGCUCAAAUUGAACAUGAAUUGGUGGGAAAUCACCCAUGUGCAUUUCAAAGCAACUAGCCUAGUAUUUGUCUGAAGUGAUCUGAGAAACACUAAAAAAUUAACUCUGUUCGGACAGGCCUUGGAAGGUCCAACAGUACCAACCAGCUGCCAGAAAAUCAAAAUCUAGAUGUUUGGACAGCAGGUUUGAACCAAAUUCAUUAAAUAUCCCUGUUGCUGCACAUUUAAAUGUAUUCUACCCUUCAGUAUACUAAACUAGGUUGAGCUUCAGCAUAUCCAUUUCACCAAGCACUAGAAUCCAAGAUCGUAUAUCCAAACCCUAUCCAUCCUUGAUACAAUGUAUCUGAAGUCUUCCUGUUAUUCCUCAGUCUUUUCUACUCAUAUUUUUCUUUGUAUGAUGCUAAGAAGUGUAUGCAUUAACUGAUUUAUUUACUUACUUAUCUUUGUUCAAAAUCUGGGAAUGUCAUCCUUUUCAAUCAUCUUGUAUUUUCUUUUUUGCUGUGAAAGUAUUCCCAUUUGCAUGAGUUUUCAAUUAUCAUUUCUUUUAACAUACUUCUUUCUUCACUCCGUUUCUUCAUGUCUUCAUUCACUUAUUUUUCAUUGUUGUGUCAUCAAAACCUACAGUAACCACUUUUUUUUUCAUUUUGUGAUUAUAUUUUGCUAUCAUAGAGUGUGACACAGCUGCAAGUUUGGUUGGUUCUAUACAAAUCACAUUAACUUUGUGUUAAUGACUUUGUGGAAUAUAUUACUUGUGCACUGGAAAACCUAGUGGUCUGAAGUGAAGAUUGUCUUCGCAUAUUUGAGUGCCACAGAGCUGGUUCAUUUCAACUACUCAGUAAUAUAUUCAUUAUCACUCUGUUAUUUUCAUUGUUUGUGACUCCCGUAUGCUGACAUCAGUUAUUCAUAUCUAAUAAUAUUGCAUGAGAAUUAUCAGUUAUAAAAGUUUUAUUUGUAUCCUUUGAAUAUUUUGGAUUUACAAUUUCUUUUAUGUCAUUGGUUAUGUUCCCUCUGUAUAUGACAUCAGCAGCAUUCAUGUGCACUGGAUUAAAUAUUUGUGAGAAAAAAAUAUUUUUCAUAGCUUCCUAGAUGAAACACAAGUAUUUCGAGAACAAUAAUUAGUUUACAAACAAUGACCUGCCAUAAUGGUUAUGUUUAUGUGUGACAUUAAUUAAACUGAUAAUCACAGGUUACUGAACUGAUCAUGCUGUAUAUUUUGUAGUUCAUUUUCCUCACAUGACCCAUGGUAAAUUAUACAAGAGUUAUGUUGUGAUCAUAUGAAGUAAAUAGUAGAUUUAUUGUUUAAGUGUAGGUUUAUUGUUGUGAUAUGUAAAUGACUGAUAUGUGAAUGGCAACUGACCAUACAGGUUUUAUCAACAGAGGGUAAACCAGUUGUUAAUAACCACAGAAAAUAAUCCAGUGGAAAUACUGUUCCAUUCAUCUACACACUGCCUAGUGUGCCACACAUGUUUAAAUUUGAUACAAGAGACUGUCUGAAUACAUAGAAUACCCUAAUGAGGUACUGUACACCAGUUGAUAAAAGUUUUCUCCAUUGUAUCAUCAAGAAAUGCUAUUAACACAUACUAAUAGAAGACAGAUACUUGCCUCCUACAGCUAUAGCCUUGCAAAAAUCACAAGUGAGCAGAAAACAAAUCCCCACUUCCAUCUCUGCACCUACUCUUACAAGCAACUGUUACAGCUGCAUGAUAUCGAAGAGUUGUACACGUGUGAUAUUCUGAUGCCAUGGAGAUUAGUUGGAAGAGAGAAAGGAAAUGCACAGAGGUCAGUUAUUGCAGAGUUAAGUUCCACUAACUUCAUUAUCACACAUUGAAGAAUUAAACUUACAUACUAUGCCAAAAAUGUUCUAUAAAAUUGAAUGUAGACACUGCUGUUUCAUGACAUAUGCUUAGUCAUCAGCUGUAUGUUGUUAAUUGAAAUGAUUAUUAUUAUGACUCAAGUAAUUAUGCAUGGAAUGAGAAAUAAUUUUGCCAAUAAUCUAGCUGUUUGCUACCCUUUAUGUUAAACUUAAAAACUUGGCAAUAGCUUGUAUUACUUAUUUUUAAAAAAGCUGGUACAUGAACCCUAUGGUAUUUUCCAUUGCUACGUAUUUUUUGUGAGUGAUCAUGCACUUCGAAUCUGUUUUAUGUGAUGUUACAGAUUUUUAUUUGUCUUUUAAUUUUGCACCACUUGGAAGGAAUAUUUUUUACAGCAUGUGAUAAGUGAUACCUGCUUCAGAUUGAGAUUACAUUUUAUUUCUUGAGACAAUUUGUUUUGGAAGGAGUUAUAGUUGCUUUAUUUAUUGAAGCAAGUAUAGUUGAUAUUCAGUAUUUUCUUCUGGACAGCUUGAGAUAUUUUUAAAAAAAUAUUGUAUAUUUUUAUAUGUUUCUUUUGUAAUUAAAUACUCUUUAUUUUGCAUUCCUUAUGCACGUGAUAUCUACUAGUUCUAGCAUUUGUCUUUGCUUUAUGCUAUUAUGUCACACCUGCUUUCAGAACAAACUUUGCUGACAUAUUUUUAAUGUAUGUGAAACAUUUUGUUGCCAUGGACACUGUUCUGUUAAUUUUGUUAUUCUUGGGUAAUAAAGAUCUUGUUGAUGUA
Schistocerca gregaria is the source of this 6389-nucleotide messenger RNA. It is a transcript of the gene Hs2st, whose product is annotated as heparin sulfate O-sulfotransferase. NCBI's taxonomy places the organism in Eukaryota, Metazoa, Arthropoda, Insecta, Orthoptera, Acrididae. Gene Ontology annotation, molecular function: heparan sulfate 2-sulfotransferase activity. Bases 305 to 1366 code for a protein of 353 amino acids. The record is from RefSeq and is a predicted model, not a curated record. Gene Ontology annotation, cellular component: membrane. The transcript is spliced from 8 exons.